GUGAGCAGCGUUUUCUCUCUCUUAGGGUUAGGGUUUUGAAUUUUCCUUUUUUUUUUUUGGGUUUUUAUAAAUUAAUUUUUUCUUUGGAGUUUUGGAGGCGUCAGAUCGAAGCAGAUGAGUAGAGUGACCGGGACUGUGAAGUGGUUCAAUGACCAGAAGGGGUUUGGGUUCAUCACCCCCGAUGACGGCGGCGAUGAUCUGUUUGUGCACCAGUCCUCGAUCAGAUCCGAAGGCUUUCGGAGCUUAGGAGAAGGCGAGGCGGUUGAGUUCGUGGUGGAGUCCAGCGACGACGGGAGGACCAAGGCGGUAGAUGUUACUGGACCGGAUGGCAACCCUGUUCAGGGAAGCCGCGGAGGAGGUGGCGGAAGAGGUGGACGAGGCGGUGGAGGCGGUGGAGGCGGUGGAGGUUAUGGUGGUGGUGGUGGUGGUGGAUACGGCGGCGGGGGCGGUGGGUAUGGUUAUAACGGCGGUGGAGGACGCGGUAGCGGUAGAGGAGGCCGCGGUGGCGGUGGAAGGAGUAGUGGCGGCUACGGCGGCGGCGGAUAUGGAGGCGGAGGCGGAUAUGGAGGUGGAGGCGGAGGCGGAGGCGGAGCUUGUUACAACUGCGGAGAGGAGGGCCAUCUCGCAAGGGACUGCAGUCAGAGUAGCGGCGGCGGAGGAGGCGGUGGCCGAUACAGUAGCGGAGGCGGAGGCGGUGCAGGCGGCGGUGGCGGUGGCUGCUACAGGUGCGGAGAAGCAGGCCAUUUCGCUCGCGAGUGCCCUAACAAUGCCCGUUAAAGUGCGAGCAAAAAGGCGAUGAUUGGUGGGGGGUAAACGUGUAUUUUCACAUGUUUUUUUUCCUUCCUCUCAUCAUACCUGUCGUUCUUCUUUUUCAGUUACUGUCAUGGUUUGUUUCUUAGUGGGUCAUCUUCGUAUAGCCCACCUUUCUCAUUUCAAGUUAUGUUUUGCAACUGUUUGGGCCUAUCUUUCAUAGGGUUUUUCUUGGAUCGGAUAUGGUGAUUUGCUCUCUCUUUUCCCCUCUCUCCCCCCUCUUUUUCUUGAAUUGACAAUGGGGUUGGUUGUUUCUACUAUGUUGAGUUACGGAGUAGCAAGAGAAUGGUGUUUUUGUUCACAAAUGAUAAGCUCUGUCUGUUCCUAUACAUAUAUAUACAUUGUGGUUUUCAAUUGCAAUGAAUUAGGGUUUCCCUUUUA
This is a messenger RNA of Vitis riparia (riverbank grape), 1191 nucleotides long. Its product is annotated as glycine-rich protein 2. Bases 115 to 777 code for a protein of 220 amino acids. Lineage: Eukaryota; Viridiplantae; Streptophyta; Magnoliopsida; Vitales; Vitaceae. Gene Ontology annotation, molecular function: nucleic acid binding; zinc ion binding. The transcript has a single exon. The record is from RefSeq and is a predicted model, not a curated record.